Molecule: messenger RNA, 3662 nt
Organism: Epinephelus lanceolatus (giant grouper)
Lineage: Eukaryota; Metazoa; Chordata; Actinopteri; Perciformes; Serranidae
Source: RefSeq, a predicted model, not a curated record
AUGUCCUAUAAUCCCAGGUACCAGAUGUGUAUCAAGUUUUCAGAUGACUUGGGAAUGGAUGAAGAGGCUGUGGACCUUGGUGGCCCUCGGAGAGAAUUUUUACGGUUGCUCAUGGAAGCUCUGGCACUGUCACCAACGUUUGAAGGAAGAGACGGCAAGUUGAUUUUGGCUUUGGACAGUUCAGCUUUAAGAGAAGAUCGAUAUUUUAUGGCUGGCCAGGCCAUUGCUGCAAGUCUUGUCCAUGGGGGUCCUCCACCAGGAUUCAUUGCACCAACACUGUAUUCUCGUCUAGUUGGUGCCAAUUCCUCAAAGCCUGUCUUGGAAGACAUUGCUGAUACAGACCUCUGUGAGAAGGUUAAAAAGGUGUCUGAAUGUACAUCUUUGGAUGACCUAAUUGACGCCACUGAACCACUGCAAGAUUACCUGGCAAAUGCUGGGUGUCUCAAGCCACUGAAAUGCAUUGACGACAAAAAUCUGGUUCAAGAUAUUCUGAUGUUUCAGGUGGUCCACAGAGUCUACGGGGCAUUUGAAAGUCCAGUGCCAACAAUCACAUGGAGGAAGAUAAAUGGCAACAUCCCCAAAAAAGCAAGACUUCGGAAGUCCCAGGCCGUGCUGGAAAUUCCCAACAUUCAGCUGGAGGACUCAGGAACUUACGAAUGCAAGGCAGAGAAUCCGAGAGGAGGCACUGCUUUCAAAGGACAUCUGCAGGUCUACACCCUUCCUCAGUGGGUCAGAAUGAUUAAUGACACUCAGAUGGAUAGUGGAGAGAAGCUCCAAUGGGAGUGCAAGGCCAUGGGGAGGCCCCGGCCCACCUAUCACUGGCUUCGUAAUGGUUUGCCCUUGACAUCCCAGGGUCGAGUUGAAAUAGUGAAUGGAGAACUGACCAUUCAUAAAGUGCAGCAGACAGACUCAGGAAUGUACCAGUGUGUUGCAGGAAAUAAAUACGGGGCCAUCUACUCAAAUGCUGAACUCAAGAUUUUAGCCUCGGCUCCUGUCUUUGUCCACAAUCCCAUACGGGUCAUUGCCACACUUGGAAAAGAUGUAUCACUAGAAUGCAAACCCAGAGCAUCGCCCAAACCACGGAUAACAUGGAAGAGAGGAGACAGACGGAUACAGCAAAGUCGAAGGAUUAUGUUGUUACGGAACAAUACUCUCAGAAUUGUUAACUCCAGCCGAGCGGAUGAGGGGAACUAUGUGUGCCGGGCGGAGAAUCAGUUGGGCUCAGCAGAGAUGACUGCCAUGCUGUGGGUAAAAGAGGCCAUGCGUGUGGAGCUUAGCCCGAGCAGAGUGGAAGUGACUGUGGGGGAGAGCGUGGUGCUGAGCUGCAAGGCGACACAUGACACUUCACUGGAUGUGGCUUUCCAGUGGUCCUUCAACCAGAGACCAAUCAACUUUCAGCAGGAUGGCGGCCACUUUGAAUACAUCCAAACACAGUCCUCCACGGUGGAUCUGAUGAUUAGGAGCAUUUUGUUGAAGCAUGCUGGGAAGUAUGGGUGCCGGGCCCAGACCAGUGCUGACACUGUAUCUGCAGAGGCUGAGCUCCUUGUCCGAGGUCCCCCUGGACCCCCUGGAGUGGUGAUAGUGGAGGAGAUCACUGAUACCACAGCCACCCUGUCCUGGACUCGUGGCUUGGAUAACCACAGCCCUAUCAGCACCUAUAAUUUACAGGCCCGCAGCCCAUUUUCAUUAGGCUGGCAAACUGUCAAAACAGACCCAGACCCAGUGACAGGGGACAUGGAGUCAGCCAUGGCUGUGGAGCUCAACCCCUGGGUGGAAUAUGAGUUCAGGGUGGUGGCAAGCAAUGCAAUCGGGACCGGUGAUCCCAGCGCGCCUUCAAGAGGAGUUAGGACAAAAGAAGCAGUCCCGUCAGUGGCACCAGCAAAUGUAAGCGGAGGGAACGGCCGCAGGCAUGAACUGGUCAUCUCGUGGGAGCCUGUGUCUGAGGAAUUCCAAAAUGGUGAAGGCUUUGGGUAUAUUGUUGCAUUUCGUGCCAAUGGAACCAGAGGCUGGAAGGAGAAGAUGGUGACCUCUGCGGACUCUACAACGUACAAAUACAGAGACGAGACCUUCCCUCCCCUCACCCCAUUUGAGGUAAAGGUUGGAGUUUACAACAAUAAGGGAGAUGGGCCAUUCAGCAAAGUCGUCAUCAUCCACUCUGCUGAGGGGGAGCCCAGGGAGGCACCAUCUGAUGUGAAAGCGUACAGUAUUUCUUCAUCGGAAAUUAGAGUCACUUGGAAACCGCCCAAUCCUGGACCCGGAAGACCAAGAGGAUAUGAGGUCAGCUACUGGAAAGACAUGGAUCAGGAAGAGUCGGGGAAAAAACAAAGAACUGUGAAAAACGAAACGUCCAUGGUCUUGACAGGACUAGAGGGCAACAGUCUGUAUCUCAUCACUGUAAAAGGCUUCAACAGCAUCGGCCAGGGUCCUGCCACCACUGCUGUCACAGCCAAGACCAGGAAAGCCCCUCCUGCUCAACCACCAACCAACCUCAUGUGGAUUCAGGAGGGCAACAAUGUGUCUUUAAGCUGGGACCCAGUGAAGGCAAAAGACAAUGAAUCUGAUGUCAUCGGGUAUAUGGUGUUAGUCAAACAGGAGAGCAGAAGCCACAACCAGGUGACAAGAACCAUUAACCCUUCCACCAUGCUCUCACUGCCAGAGGGAGGCACCUAUAUCAUUGAGGUGCGCGCCCUCAGCGAAGGGGGAGAGGGAGCGGUCAGCUCCCAAGUUCGAGUGGUCACCUCCUCUGGUGUUCGAGCAAAAAGCAACCAGUGCUCAGUGCACUGCCUGCCACAGAGCCUAACAUGGACAGCACUGCUCCUGGUUCUUCUGGUGCCUUCAGCUUCCUGGUGAGGCCAGUGUGCCAUCCUCAUUUUCAUGGAGGGAGCCACCAGUCUUCCGCUCCCUUAUUCCCUCUGACUGCCUGCUUGCUUCGGCCUUACCCAUCCCAAAGGGCCCGAGGCCUGCCAAAGGGGGUUGAGUCUGCCAGUUACCAUGCGGCUCUUCAGAGUUCAUCCUUUUAAGUUCCCUGAUUCUUCUGAAGCCCUGGACAUUUGAUUUGCACAGUUCUUUCCAACAUCACAAUAGUGUUGUACUGUAGUGUACAUUGUGUGGAAAGAUUUGUUUAAUCAUUUCCUUUAACAUCAUGUGUUCCUCUCAUUGACUGGAAUCUAACAACUUCCAGACAGCUCCUACAGCUCUGGGGUUCUACAGAGCAUGAACAAUUCCUCGAAAGCUGCUGUGGUAGUAAUACAGGGAUCAGCCGGCCUGUUUCUUUUCAUUACUUAUCUGCAUCAAUUUACCCCUUGGCUGCCUAACAAGCAAUGCAGCAGAAGCUCAGUAGAGAUAAGUGCAUUGUUUUCUUAUUCACACAUUGAGGAGAAAAAAAGUUUUUUAUGAAACCAAGAAUCUUACUAUUUCCAGACUUGCUUUUUGUACAUUGUGUUACCUUUAGAGAAAAACACCGUGGUGUGUGUCAGCUAUGUCAAACUCUCUGUUUUUGGUAGUGAUUAAGCAAUGCUUGGUGAUACAGUUUGUUGACUGUUGGAUGUAUGGAGAUAGGAAACAGGUUCCCACCUGUAGUGCCCGAACACAUCAAUAGACAAAGACAACUCUGUACGGACUCUUGGUGUCAGUACAAAUAAAUGUGAUGUAUAUUUUUUAAA